CGCUAAGUCGUUCCACUUACCUUCCCAUCCUUAACCUUAAGCUCUGUUUUCUCUUCUGCCCCUCGCCUCUCUCUACGCUUUUUCCUUCAUAAAACGUGGGAGAUUCGUCAAGCCAAAUCCAAAUUUUCCUCUUAGUUUUCCAUAGCUAAACAACACAUUUUUUUUUCUCCUUUGAGUAACUUCUAUACUUUUCACUAUCCCCUUUUAACAGUCGAUUUCUUCUUACAUAAUAUAAAAUCAUCCGUUUGAUUUUCUAACAAAACAAAUCUGUGGUUCUGCUGUGCAUCCCUUUUUGAGCAUGUCCCAAAGGAACCCAUCUUAUGCAAACCCAAAACCAUGCAAUCAUCUCGCAGAUUACAAGCUCAGAUUUGGCUUAGACGGCUAUAAAUCCCUUCAAAAUCGCCUUAAAACCACCCCCAAUGGCAGAACCAGUAUCCAAAACCCCGAUUUGGAGCUACCCAGAUGCUGUUCUUGCGAUGGGUAUAAAGGAAGACUUUACCUAUGCUUGAUUUGUGCUUCAAUCUCCUGCUCGAAUCACACCCUUCUCCAUAACCAAUCUGAAAAUGGCCACGAUUUGGCUGUUGAUCUUGAAAGAGCUGAGCUCUUUUGCUAUUCUUGCUUCGAUCAGGUUUACGACCCCGAUUUUGAUCGUACGGUGAUGUCGAAGCACAUCAUCGCCGCACCGGAGAAAUCGCAGGCGGCGGCGGCGGCGGCGGAGAGUAUUGGGGAGAGAUCGAGUAAGAGAAGGCGAUUGGGGUCUUUAGAUUCAUCGGAUUUGAAGAAGUUGAAACCGUUGAUUUCUGUAAAAGAUCAGCGGUCGAAAUCGUGCUACCCUUUGGGAUUGAGGGGGUUGAAUAACUUGGGGAAUACUUGUUUUAUGAACUCUGUUCUUCAAGUGUUUCUUCACACUCCUCCUUUGAGCAAUUACUUCUUGAAUGAUCAGCACAACCGUGAAACUUGCGGGAAAAGACCCAUUGGGCAGCUGUGUUUGCCCUGUGACAUUGAUGGUAUUUUUUCUGCUGUGUUUUCUGGGGAUCAUAUGCCUUACAGCCCAGCCCAGUUUCUCUACAGGUCUGCCAUUGUAUGUCUGUUUGUUUUUCCUGAGCACUCUGCAAAUUUAGCAUGUUAUGAGCAGCAGGAUGCCCAUGAGUUCUUCAUCUCGGUUUUAGACAGAAUCCACGAGCGAGAAUGGAAAUCUAGGAGUCAAGAUAAAGCAGAGAAUGGAGAUUGUAAAUGCAUUGCUCACAAGGUAUUCUCUGGACAGUUGAGAUCAGAUGUAACUUGUAUGACCUGUGGGUUCACUUCAACGACUUAUGAUCCAUGUGUGGACAUUUCACUUGACUUGGACACCCGGGAUUCCGCUUCUAAAAACAGCACUGGCAAGUCUGUGAAGCCAGCGGACUGCAGCAGUACAUCGACACUUUCCGGGUGUUUGGAUCUGUUCACGAGGCCAGAAAAGUUGGGAUCCGACCAGAAACUUUUCUGUCAAAACUGUCAAGAAAUGAGAAAUUCAGUGAAACAAAUGUCUAUCAGAAGGCUGCCGUUGGUACUGUGUUUUCAUAUUAAAAGAUUUGAGCACUCUUUUGUCAGGCGAACGUCGAGAAAAAUCGACCGGUAUUUGCAGUUUCCUUUCUCCCUGGACAUGAUCCCGUAUCUGUCAUCUUCUAUUAUCAGAAACAGGUAUGGUAAUAGGAUUUUUGCUUCCGAGGGGGAUGAAUUAGAUUCUUCAUCGAAGUUCGAGGUUUUUGCGGUGGUUUCUCAUUCAGGGACGCUUGAAUCUGGCCAUUAUGUGACAUACUUGCGAUUGAGAAAACGAUGGUAUAAAUGCGACGAUGCCUGGAUUACCGAAGUUGAUGAAGAAAUGGUGAGAAAUUCGCAGUGUUACAUGAUGUUUUAUCUACAAAAAGUGGUCAACUACAAACCAAAUGAGGAUUUGAGCUGCCUUCCAAUUUCUCAAUGUAACGAUGCAUUCCAUCAAAUCGCUGGUUGCUGUUAAUCGUGAGAUCUGCUGAAGGUUUCUCGAUUGCGCCUCGUACAUUCAACGCCGAUAAAGCAUCCAAAUGAAAGGUCAGAUGAUCAGUGUACUUCAGAAGAGGAGAUUGACAUAUUCUCUUCAAAGUUGUGUCCUUGAACGUUUCUGCUGCUUUAUCUCUUUGAAUGCGAGAAUUUGGUUACCAAGUUUGAAUCAUUUACGCUCGAGAAAUGAACUGGACAAAUGUGACCUUAAGUGGGUCACUGAGGUCCGACUGAUGGGACAAUUUGAAAGCAAAAAUGUCAUCGAUGGCCAACAAAAUGUUCACAUUCGAUGUUCGAUGUUAGACAUUCGAAUGUGUAGUGUUGAUUCAGUGAUGGCCUGAGAUCAAUAACAGGUGCAAUAUGGUUUGUAAGAGCAUUGAUGAGCCAUGGGAAGGCUGUUACAUUUUUUUUUAAUAAGAAAGCCAAAGGUUCAAGGAAUUCAAAACUUGAUCUUUUGAAAAUUGUAAUAAGUUCUAAGCCCUGCUCAUCAAAAGAAAAACCAAAUCCUGCAUGGUUAAUUCAAGAUUCUGACUUUUGUCCUUUUGAAUCA
Messenger RNA from Momordica charantia (bitter melon), 2566 nucleotides. The record is from RefSeq and is a predicted model, not a curated record. NCBI's taxonomy places the organism in Eukaryota, Viridiplantae, Streptophyta, Magnoliopsida, Cucurbitales, Cucurbitaceae.